This is a messenger RNA of Bombyx mandarina (wild silkworm), 2725 nucleotides long. RefSeq names its product solute carrier family 35 member H1. The record is from RefSeq and is a predicted model, not a curated record. NCBI's taxonomy places the organism in Eukaryota, Metazoa, Arthropoda, Insecta, Lepidoptera, Bombycidae.
UGAGGGGUUGGCGCAUUUUGCCACAGAGAGGGUUCGACCGGUUCGUAUGUUUCGUAUCUUCUUGAAUUCAAAAAGUUUUAUUCUUAAAGAGAUUGAUAACUGAUAUGAUAAAAGGCGGUACUCGCGUCAUCGUAGUGUUUGUUGAAUAGAAAAUGCCCGGUACGAAAUACAAGCAGCUGUGCACUAAGAGCGAUGUUGAUGAAGACGUGUUUACUAGCAAACCCAAGUCGAAAUGGGGCGAUGUGUGUCUGCAAAAAGGGCUCUUAUCCCUGGGCCUCAUCUUGCUUUAUUUUUCUUUAUCAAUCGGCCUUACUUUCUACCAACGCUGGCUGCUAAGGGACUUCAAAUACCCAUUGACGGUGGUGAUGUACCACUUGGUUGUGAAGUGGUUGCUGUCUGUGCUAGUGCGUUUCGUGCUAUACUGCAUCACGAAGACCCCCCAGCUGGUGUUGCCUCUCGGGACUUGCAUCCGGUCCGUGGCGCCGACCGGCCUGUCCAGCGGCAUCGACGUGGGCUUCUCGAAUUGGGGCCUGGAGCUCGUCACCAUAUCGCUGUACACAAUGACGAAAUCGACAACGAUCAUUUUCAUUCUCGGCUUCGCGAUAAUUCUCGGUUUGGAAAAGAAGUCUUGGUCUCUCGUGGGCAUCGUCCUCAUGAUCGCGGCGGGCCUUAUCAUGUUUACUUACAAAGCGACCCAGUUCAACAUCGAAGGAUUCAGUUUCCUACUCCUAGCGUCUUUUGCGGCGGGUCUACGUUGGACCUUCGCUCAACUCCUCAUGCAGAAGGCGAAGCUGGGACUCCAUAACCCAGUAGAUAUGGUGUUUCACGUGCAGCCCUGGAUGUUUUUAGCCCUGAUACCAUUUACGGCAAUUUUUGAAGGACUGGAUUGCAUCAUGUUCCUACUAGGUCUCCCCGACGAGUUGUUACUCCCAACUGUCUUGAAGGUGACCGUUGGAGCGACGAUCGCAUUCGCUAUGGAGAUCAGCGAGUUCCUGGUCGUAACCUACACUUCGAGCCUGACGCUGUCCAUUGCUGGAAUAUUCAAGGAGAUGUGCAUACUGGUCUUAGCGGUGAAGGUGAGCGGCGAUCAGCUCAGCCUCAUAAACGUGGUCGGUCUUGCGGUGUGUCUGCUCGGGAUCAUUGGCCACAUCGUCCAUAAGAUGUUGAUCAUUAAAGCCGUCGAGAGUGCCGUUGUUGUCGAAGUCGAUAACUUCGAGGCUGUCAAGAACAGGUCCCCGAAUAAAGACGAAACAGAUGAACCUCUACUGACGGAGAAGAGUUGGCUUAGCGAAGACAGCGACGUAGACGCUAACGUGGUGCUGUACGAAGUAUUGCAGAGACGCGACGGACAUUAACAUUUGAAUGCAUUGAAGCGACACAACAUCGAGGCAACUCUAUACUACACAACUAUACACACUAUAAAGAAUACCAGUCCGAUUGUGAAUAAGAAUCGCGAACACAUUAAUACCUCCUAUCGUGAAUAUUUUCAAGAAAAUUAAUAGCGAAUCGUUAGCACAAUACACACAGAUUCUAUUUAAUGUAUAAUUUUUACUUAUAUAAAACUCAAACGUACAUAAAUGUACACGUUUAUAUUUGAAAUACGAGUGCUGACGAUGUUGUGUAGUUUUAGUCGGAAAAUGUUUUAAAGCUAGCAACACCGGUAUUGUAACGUCUAUGGAACGCGCGACGGCUAUAGUCCGAAUCGGAUGAGCCGCUCGCCCGUAUGAGUACGUAAGCUAAGAACGCUGUAUACGAUGUUUUGUCUCAUUCACGCUUGCGGCAUUCGCACGCGGGUAACACGAAUAGAAAAUGCACCGUAGGAUAGCAUACUAAUGAUCUGUCAAAGCAGAUACAAAGAGACAAAACCUCACCAGUUGUUCAAUGUUUUCCAUUUAUAAAAUAUAAUCGUAUAUUCUAUAACGCAUAGUGAUAAAUAUAUUUUUAUAAUAUUAUUAAUAUUAAGCGUUCUAAUAAUCAAUUUUCAUAUUACGAAAGACUAGUCUACAUAUAGAGAAUUGUAUAAAUGACUGCUUUAGAACAGUUAAAAUUUUAUUUAUCUACUACAUAAAAUAUGUAUAUAAAAAGACGCGCGAUUUUUGUCAAACGUAGAUGCAAUCGGUAUAUUUAUAUCAUUUUAUUUUUAAAAGACUUUUAUUAUAUUUGUUGUUUUUGUUGUUUGGCGUUAUGCAAAUAUUGCAUUUUAUUAGAUUGUAAGUUGACUUAUAGUUUUGUUAUCGUUUAGUUUAUACCUGUUACUAAUAACAUUCCAAAUGAAAUGAGUAUAAAAAUAAUAAUAAUUAAAACCAUUGUAGUUUACAAAUCUGAAAAUGGUCGUUUUCGAUAAUAGCAACACCAUGAUCCAUACAUAAUUCCAUGAUGUAAUGUACAGUAACAACAUAAAACCAUAUUUUUUUUACCAAAAUGCAGUCUCUGGUGUAUCCACUUGACACAAGGGAUUUUAUGUUUGACUUUUGAAAGGUUUGAAUAGUCUUUAUUCCAAGGCAAUAGGGGCGUUCAUCUUACACCUCGAGGUGGGCGUGCCCUGUGUAGGAAACCGUUUUUUUUUUUUGGAGCUUACGUUGUGUACUGUAACUGGCAGCUCGGUGAUACCAGCUCUCAGCACGUCUGAUGUCCAGUUAUUUUUUUCCAUUUUUUUUCUAGUAGCCUAAGGGGCUAUACCAGCUACGCCCGGACGGGUUGGUGAGCUCAUGGGCUCAACCUGAGA